ACACACAAAAACAAAAAACAAAAUAAAAAUGGAUUUCAAAAAAUUCGAUUGUGGAUUUUUUCAAUCGUAUUUGUGUCUCAGUGGUUAUUAAAAAAUUAUCCAUUGACGACAGAAAUACCCGAAUUAUGGCUGUGUACAGAAACACUUAUGGUCGCCGUAGGAAUGUAGGAUUUCGAACGUGGUGUAUUGGAAUUAUGAUCUCGUCUUUAUAUCUAAUGUCCAGUUGCAGUUGCAUGGCAACUGGCUUACAUCAUAAUCGACAUAAUCAUCAUGUCACAAGUGAUAAAACGGAUAGUGUAAAAACGUUAUGGUCACGACCAAAAGUAGUGCCUAUAAUUCAUAAGUCUGAUAAGUUAGGAAUUUCUAGAAGAACAUUACGAAAUAUUCGUAUACAUAGUGAAUAUUUAUUAAAAUCAAAAACUAGUCAUGUUAAAGAUUAUCCGAACGAUGAUCCAUACGGUGGAUUUGAUUCCCGUGAUUAUGAAUCAGAGGAUCCACGUCCGCUGAUUGGUUUUAACGAUGAUGAUUUUACGGAACAUCAAUUAGAGAAAUCAUUAUUGGAUCGGGAGCAUACAAGCAAUCGACCGGAUGUUAAAUGUGAUGAUGAUAAUAAACCAAAAAAAUCAAAUCCGCCGCAACAUUUUAAUAUGGUCCCGAUUAAGAAAUUUACACCCCCGCAACAACAGCAAAUCCCCUCAUUCUCUCAUUGUCCCACAUGUUACGCGCAUUAUUUAAAUCAUGAAAAAACUUUUAUUGAUCCAAAUAACAAAAAUAAAAUUGAUAGCGAGAGUAUCCGAUUAGAGGCAAUUAAACAGCAAAUUUUAAAUAAAUUAGGUUUAAAACAUCGACCAAUUAUACGAAAAAAAUUACCUAGAGAGAUUGUGUUACAGAGUUUGUACAGGGCCGAAGAGGACAAUUUAGAAUUUUUUAAUGAUGAAAAACAUAAAAGUAUGCCUUCACGUGCGGGUGCAGGCCUUAAUUUUAAUAAACCAAUUAAAACGAAUGAUUUAAACGAUAAAUAUGAGGAGUUUAGUUCGACAACGGGUGAAAAUUUACCGACAACUAGUUCGACAUCGUAUUCGACAAAUGAAGUACAAGAUGAUUUUUAUGCACGGACAUCGGAGAUUAUUGUUUUUGGUGAUGCCGGUCGCAAGUUGAAUAAUCAACAGCUAGUUGAAUUUUCAUUAUCGAAGUAUUCAGAUACAGGUGAUCAAGAACUAAAAGUAAAAGCAGCAACAUUAUGGGUGAAAGUAUCGUUAGUGAGUCAUAUUAAAAAAAUAUCAGUUACCAAUAAGAAUGUUACAUUAUGGGUGUUUCGAGUUGUACAAGACCAUAUGAAUAAUAGAAUAAGUAAUCAGGAAUUUGAUAAAUAUAUGAAAAUGGCAACAUCCUUAACAAUAAAUUUAUCAUCACUUGGCUGGCAAAAAUUUGAUUUAACACCAACAGUCCGUGAUUGGUAUCAAAAUGUACUUAAACCACAAACCACAUCAGAAUCAACGAAUCAUGGUGGAUACACAAAUUACGAUAAUCGUGACGAUCAAUAUUCCACAAAUUCUUCCAAUUAUCGUUAUAUACGUUCAAAAACUGCAACAUUUUAUAAAAAUAACGAUAAACAAAAAGAUAUCAACCAUUUAAAUUACGAAUCGAUAACGUAUGGUAAUCAUAAUAACGACACCAAACAUCACGAUUACGAUUAUGACGAUUUAACGGAUGAUCCAGCAUCAUCGAAAAAAUUACGUGCAAAUACAUUUAUUUAA
Messenger RNA from Chrysoperla carnea, 1757 nucleotides. RefSeq lists its product as uncharacterized. The transcript is spliced from 4 exons. Gene Ontology annotation, cellular component: extracellular region. Gene Ontology annotation, molecular function: cytokine activity. Gene Ontology annotation, biological process: SMAD protein signal transduction. Lineage: Eukaryota; Metazoa; Arthropoda; Insecta; Neuroptera; Chrysopidae. Bases 126 to 1757 code for a protein of 543 amino acids. The record is from RefSeq and is a predicted model, not a curated record.